AUGUCCUCCCACGACGAGAUAUUCUCCGACGAAUCAAGCUUCUACGGCGACGAAGACACAAAGAUCCAGCUAGAAAAAGCAUGUGCAGCAUUUGACCCAGAACCAUUCUGGGCGCACAUCCAUCAAAACCUCCCGUCAACGCGACAGCAUAAUGCACGCGCACCAACUCAGCCUGCAAAGGCUUCCUCAUCUGAUGUCAGCAUGAAAGAUGCAUCGCCAUCACCCACCACACUACCGCAAGACCGUCGCGGCAAAACAGAGCCAGUAGAGUCAUUCCUGUCCCGUCUUCCGCCGUCAAAGUUGAGUGCACAUGAUGCAGACUUUAUCUGGACGUGGAACCCAGCAGGAUCGCGCAAGAAUGGCGGGGAUGUUGCUUCUUUCACCAGGAAAGGGUAUGAGCUUCUCAAUGCGUACGAAGAGGAAAGUACACGACUCCGGCAGCUUCAUGAUGCUUCAGGUGCGAGAACUACUGCUGGCUUGACUCGUAAGCUGAAUCCUCUGCGUCAGGAACUGGAGAAGGCGAUCCUCGCUCUGGCGCGGGAGACUGAUGUUACUAUGGGGAAGUGGAUGCUGUUCCCGUCGGUUGAUCAUGUCGAUGAAAUCUGGGGUGCAGUGGUUAGGGCCACGGAGCAGGGGCAGCUGGGUGAUGCGGCCAAAGUUGCUACGGAUGAUGGUUCUGGACAGACGCGUCUUGUUUGCAUUUAUACGGCUGACUUUGCGGACGAGAAGGAUGUUAAGCGCGUGUUGUGCAAAUUGGUUGAUAUGGAUCUUGUUGGGAAGGGGAAUCGGGGCAUUUAUUACAAGUCCGACGCCUACACUCAUCUCAAUAUCAAUUCGAAAAAUGAGUAUGGGCUGAAGGCGAGCAUGUACUCGAGCCGGGAUGUUCUUGCUUGGAAGUAG
Messenger RNA from Penicillium canescens, 900 nucleotides. Its product is annotated as DUF1917 domain-containing protein. The record is from RefSeq and is a predicted model, not a curated record. The coding region runs from base 1 to 900 and encodes 299 amino acids. The transcript has 2 exons. Lineage: Eukaryota; Fungi; Ascomycota; Eurotiomycetes; Eurotiales; Aspergillaceae.